Molecule: messenger RNA, 2485 nt
Organism: Zonotrichia leucophrys gambelii
Lineage: Eukaryota; Metazoa; Chordata; Aves; Passeriformes; Passerellidae
Gene: VRK2
Product: VRK serine/threonine kinase 2
Exons: 15
Coding region: 827-2485 (552 amino acids)
Biological process (GO): signal transduction; peptidyl-serine phosphorylation
Cellular component (GO): nucleus; cytoplasm
Molecular function (GO): protein serine/threonine kinase activity; ATP binding
Source: RefSeq, a predicted model, not a curated record
GGGGCUGGAGCUGCCUGGAUACUGCAAGAAGGAAUUACUCCCAAAGUUGUGAGGAGCUGGCAGGGAGCAGCAGCAAUGCAGCGAGCCCGGCAGGAGCCCGGGAUCUGCACAGGGACACAAACAGAUCUCCCAGCACAAACUGGGAAGCACUUCUGAAACUUGAUGCCUUCUUGUCAAUGCUCUUAAUACCGAGAUGUUACAUCUCUGGAGUAAAUUUAGCCAUGAUAUUUUAAGCAUCAGUGAGAUCUGGAGCAAAGCAGGGGAAUUGAAUGUGGGAGUGCUAAAAUGUCAGUGUUAAAUACCACAAAAGCAUCACAAUGCAGUGGUGAGAGAAGCUACAAGUGCUCACCUAGUGUAGGAAAUUUAAGGGGCUUUGUGCAUGUGACACUGCAAGAUUUCAUAUAAUUGACUGCAAUCUUUUAUAUUCAAGCUUAGGUUUGAGCAAGGAGUAUAAAAAAUUAAAAUAAAUGGAAGAUGGACCAGAUGUUUCAUGUACGGUGCUUUAUGACAAAGACAGAAACAAAUACAGCUUCAGGACAGGUUUGCUGUCUUAUUAAACACUUAAAGCACUGCUUGCCUGAGAAUCUUUAAAUGAAGCCCAUGAUAAGCCAGCACAGCUGAUUGUUACUCUCCAGAACAUGUGCUUGAAAGACUUUGAUACUGGGAAACUUUGUGGGCUGGGAGAGCCUGGAAGUAGGAAGCCCUUUGAUAAUGCUUUCAUUUCAGUUUAAUCAUGUGGAUACCUCUUCACAACAGCUGAGCAAAGAAGUUUUCUCCUUAAACAGAGGUUUGUCCUCCGAUUCCCAGGCAACUAUUUUGAGGUACCAUGCCGCCCAAAGGUCCCGGCAAAGGCAAGCUGCCAGUCCCGCUCCCUAAAGACAUGAUCCUGAAAGACACCGAAGGAAAAACCUGGAGGCUGGGCAAUCAGAUCGGCCAGGGAGGAUUUGGCCUGAUCUAUUUAGCAUCCCCUCAAAUUCAGGUUCCUGUAGAAGAUGAUGCAGUGCAUGUCAUUAAAGUGGAAUAUCUUGAAAAUGGCCCCUUGUUUUCUGAGCUGAAGUUUUACCAGAGGGCAGCAAAACAGGAGCAUAUAAGAAAAUGGAUGAAUCUCAAAAAAAUAAGAUGUUUAGGAAUUCCAGUGUUUUGGGGAUCAGGCCUGGCUGAGUACAAGGGGAAAAGCUACAGGUUCAUGGUCAUGGAGAGACUGGGGCAAGACCUCCAAAGAAUCUUUGAAGAUUGUGGCAGCAGGUUUAAGAAGGAGAUUGUUCUGCAGCUUGGGGCACGGAUGUUGGAUACUUUGGAGUACAUACAUGAAAAUGAGUAUGUCCAUGGGGACAUUAAAGCAGCAAAUCUUCUGCUGGGCUACAGCAAUCCACACGAGGUUUAUCUUGCAGAUUAUGGACUUUGCUACAGAUAUUGUCCCAAUGGGAACCACAAACAGUAUCAGGAAAAUCCUAGGAAGGGCCAUAAUGGGACAAUAGAGUUUACCAGCAUAGAUGCCCACAAGGGAGUAGCCCCAUCCAGGCGAGGUGACCUUGAAAUCCUUGGCUACUGCAUGCUGCACUGGCUGUGUGGGAAGCUGCCCUGGGAGCAGAACCUCAAGGACCCUGUAGCUGUCCAGAGUGCGAAAACAAAACUUAUGGAUGAGCUCCCAGAUUCAGUGCUGAGGUGGGAUCCUCCUGGAAGCAGCUGCAGUGAAAUAGCCAAGUUCCUGGCCUCUGUUUCUGGCUUAGCUUAUGCUGAGAAGCCCAAGUAUCACGUGCUGAAGAAGAUCCUGCUGGAUGGGCUGGAGUCGAGCGGGCUGCGCUACGACGGCCCCCUGGAAUUUUCCCCAGCAGCAGCAGCAGCGUGCGCACGGAAUCACCUCGCUGCCAAGCUGUCCAGGGUUCGCCUCCCAAAGCCUCCAGCAAAAGCAGCUCAGCAGAAGGGAAAAAAGCCACAAGGUGAAGAAGCUGCCUAUCAAAACCAAGGCACACAGCUCCUGGAAGAAGGAAAGCCAAGCACACGGAGCAGGAGGCGUCCCCAGGCAGAGCUGCAGCAGCACACACAGUUACUGUCUGUACCUCAGUGGGCUCCCUUGGCCAGGCCUUCAAUAAAGGCAGAGCAGCAGAAGGAGGACAUGGGGCAAGAGGAGCAAUCCAGCUACCUGAGCAGGCCCCAGACCCGGGGAACACGCCGGCAGCUCCACGUGGAAGAGAAGCCACUUCCAUUUUACACUACACAGCAGGAGCCUGAGCACCCAAAAAAGGAAGACACUGCAAGAGAGCUGCCACCAUUUGACCCCUACAGAACACUCUCAGAAUCCCGAAAGGAGCACAGUCACCUUGUAACUCCUGUUCCUGCAGCAGUGUCCCAGCCUGGUGCUGACACCACUCAUCCCUCUCUCUCUGCUGUGUUUAAGCUUGCAUUUGCUGAUCAAACCUACCCCUACACUGCAGCUGUUCUGGUGCUUCUGGUGCUCAUUGUCCUGUCCUUGUAUCUGCUUUGA